Messenger RNA from Topomyia yanbarensis, 3591 nucleotides. RefSeq lists its product as uncharacterized. The transcript is spliced from 7 exons. Lineage: Eukaryota; Metazoa; Arthropoda; Insecta; Diptera; Culicidae. The coding region runs from base 1616 to 3124 and encodes 502 amino acids. Gene Ontology annotation, cellular component: cytosol. The record is from RefSeq and is a predicted model, not a curated record. Gene Ontology annotation, molecular function: protein tyrosine/serine/threonine phosphatase activity. Gene Ontology annotation, biological process: protein dephosphorylation.
GGCGACUCCCGUUCAGUCUUCUCUGUUCCAUUCUCACUGACUGACGCACUGACUGAGCUAACAAGCUUGGAACACACUCACUAUGUAGAGCUAGCAUACAGCCAACCCAUUACAACACAGGAACGCACCAUAAUCAACUAAAAUAUGAGCAGAACCCUGACUGAAAGGAAAACCUGAACUUUCCCAGCACCUCUGUUGCUCGCUUUUGUGUGUAUUGUUUUCAAACUUUCCUAAUUCAGUUUAGUGCGUGUUUAUUGUUUUUGCAAAGUAACCCUCAACAGUCAAUCAGUUGUGAUAUGAAGAAAAUACCUGACACCCUUUGGGGCUUGUCCAGCAGUGCAAAAAUUUUCCUGUAACAAAAAAGAAACUGUGGAGGCAUAUCGUUACGAAUGAUAGAAUGUGAUUUCACUGAGUGAUAUUCCUGUUUAAAAAUAGUGCUCGAUAAUAAUUGUUGUAAAAAUAAAACAAAACGACUUUCGUGACCGACAACUCUACUGGAAAUCACAGUUUCAGUUACGUUUAGUAUUGUGAUCCUACCUCCGGUAGGAAUAAAGCUGGGACCCGAUAACACUAGUUCCAGUUGUUUGGUAUUGAACAGUACCAGUAAGCGGAAUCGAUUCUUGAAUCGGCAGUGGGCGGAAUGGAUAGGUUGGGCUGCCCGAGGGUAGCGGAAAACUAAACAAAGGGCCUGGGAAAGUGAACAGUGCUUGCCCGUCGCUGAUCGCAGAGCAAAAGUGUGAUUAUAUAACCCAUCAGCGUUGGGUAGCACAUCACACUACCGAAAACGAAACCGAAGAGCCGCCACCAUCGUCACCGGACGUGGGAAGAAGUAACCCGCAGCGUUCCCAGGGGCGAUCCCAGGAAACGUGUAGUAGUUUAGCGUGAGAAAAAAAAACAGCAAGAAAAGCGGCUGUCGUAAAACUGUUAGGGAUGAAGUCAGAUUUGUGAACGCAGAAGGCGGUGAUUAUCAUAUUUCUACUACUGCUGUUGGUGUUUGGAUUUGGAUGUGCAUUGGAAUAGACACACCCGGUGUUAGCUCGACGCACCGAAGGUUCAGAAUCAGACACGUUGGCACCAAAGUUUCCCAGCAGCUCACAUGGUUCCGGAGGCACACCACUUCCAGGUUCGGCUGAUCACAACCGAAGUGCGGCAAAAAAGGUUUUCAAUCAAUUGAAAACGUGAUAGAGCUGAAGCCCCCCUACCUAGCGCGUAGCACCAAUUGUUACCACAGCAGUUAUCCUCGGUGAAGGAGGAGGGAGAGAGAGAGAAACGUUUUAUAAAUGACCAGCUCCGUUGUUGUUCGUUUCGUGCCUGCUGAUGCUGGGUCGUUGGGAAGCAGUACCACCGGGUGGAUCAUCCGGCAGGAUCCAGAACCACUCCAGCUGCUGAUGAUGCAAGGGUGGCGUAGAAAGUAUGUUUGCCAUCCCGUGGCUUAUCCCACCCGGGUACAAUAAUAGUCCUCGUCGUUGUUAUUGUUAUUGAUGUUUGUUUUUCGUGCUAUAUUUGUGGGGAGCUUUGGAAGCAUAUAUACAAAAAUCAAAGAGAUACAUAGGCAGAGGGAGCACCGGAAGCUUUUCUCCAUUCGGUGGUAGCACAGCGAAGAGAACAACGCGCCAUGGGUAAUGGAAUGAAUAAGGUGAUGCCGGGUUUGUACAUCGGUAAUUAUCGGGACUCAAAAGACUAUCAACAAUUGGAUCGUUUCCAAAUCACGCACAUUGUCUCAAUACAUGAUAGUCCACGGCGUUUCCAUCCGGACAAACACUACCUCUGUGUGAUGGCCGCCGAUACACCGGAUCAGAACUUGUCGCAGUACUUUUCCGUGUGCAAUGACUUUAUCCACGCCGCCCGCCUCAAAGACGGAAACGUGCUGAUCCACUGUCUGGCCGGGAUGUCACGCUCGGUCACGGUCGCCGUUGCCUACAUCAUGACCGUCACGCCGCUGAGCUGGAAGGAAGCGCUGAAGGUGGUGCGCGCUGGCCGCGCCAUUGCCAAUCCGAACCUCGGCUUUCAGAAUCAGCUGCAGGAGUUUGAAACUAGCAAGUUGUUGGAAGAACGAAUUCGCCUCAAAGAACGCUUCCCGAGCCUAGCUUUGGAAGAUAAUGAUAAAGAGCAAUGUUUUGUAGCUUUAGACAAUUUUGAAGUUUUGUUAGAAAAUAAAGGAGUUUGCGAGGGCCAGUGCAAGUUCGGCAAAGAUUGUCCAACAGGAAUCUGCCGCUCGGAAUCGCGUGGUCUCCGCCGGAAGGCAACCCCACCGUCACCGAGAAAGCAAUACAACCUAUCCUCGUCACCGUCGACCUCAUCGCAGCUGUCGGUGCGAAGUGCUGCCUCAGCGACAGCCCAAUCCUGCCCGUCGUCGCCCCGGAAUUCGAAAGCCAUCGGAACCGGGAGCGGUAGUGCCGCCGGUCAACGGAACAAUCCACGGGCAGCCGGUGACUAUGCUGCUGAGAUUGAUGUGGGUGAGCUAAGUGAACUGCGACGCAGUUCCAGCAUCGUCAGUUCCUACCGACCGCGGAGCGUUCCUGCCGGGCUGUACUCGUACACGGGUUCGGCCCCUCCUUCCAUCCACGGUUCACGGGUCGAUCUGGCGAGUAGUGUUAAGAACACCGGUUCCGCCAUCUAUCUCGGCACCGGUAGUCCCUCCGGAGCUGCAUCGCCCGCAGUUAACCGUCGCGUUAGUUUAAGGUCAACACCAAAAUCCACACCAAGGUCCACACCGGACUCAUCGCCGAAGCCUUCGCCAAAGAAAACCGCACAGCCGAAGGCGACCAAGUCGCAAAGCAACGCCACACUCACUAUAACAAAAACAACUGCUACUGUAACGACAACAACAACAACAACAACCAGUACUACUACUACUACUACCAAUACAACUACUACAAGUAGUAAAAGUAACAAUGCAUCACCAGCCAAGAUACCUGUCAGCUCUAAAUCUACAGCCUCUAAAUCAGACGCCUCUUCCACCGCAAGUUCUUCUAAAGGCACAAAUGUCAUCAUCAGCACCACCAGCAGCAGCACCAAAUCAUUCGCUAAGGCGUCUCCAUCAAAGCAAUCCUUGAAUAUGGUAGAUAAAGGUAGCAGCGGAAGUAGUAACAAAAACAAAAUGACGACCAGUAGUAAAUCUUGAAUUGGGAACUAAUGCUUGUUGAAAACAGAUCAUAUUAUAGAAAAAAGAAUCACGCACUAUCACACGCUCACACACACAGACACAGAUUCACUUUUAAAGUGGAAAAUAUCAAAUAAGCAAAAAAAUCAAAUGUCGAUAUUUUGUCGGAAUAAGGAAAGAUAAUAUUGUACCUAUACAUAUAUUUACCACAUCGCAUAUGAACCAUAAAAGUAGCGGAUAGGACAUUUGGAAGAUUGCAACGCAACGCAAAGCGAACGUGCAAAGUUAGCAGAACAAUAAAAAAAACAAACAAACAAGUUGAGAUAUCAGCAGGUGGUCUAUAGUUUGAUAGCUAAUAGUCGAGGCGGGCGAAGUAUUCCACAACUAUAUUAAGCAAUUUUGUGAAGUGUUUAUUUUAUAUGAAAAACAAAAGUGCAAAAAGAGAAAUAAAAUUAUUAUGGCUUCUACCGAGUGAACGGGAAAAUAAA